CAUGCGACUUGGAGGCGCACCGGCUCCACAGACGAGAAACACUGCGCUAUGGCCUCGUUCUAAGCCUCAGUACAGGACAGUGGUGCACGUACCGAACCGGCAAUCCGUCACCAUCGACGCCUUGAUCAUGGACCUACGGUCCAGAGGCUUUUUAGGGGUCCGUCGGAGUUGUCUGUAGUACUCCCCAAGUACUAUAUUGUUUGAUUUUGAGCACUGUCAAUUUCGCACGCCCGGGGAUUUAAAGCGAAGUGACAGCAGGAGAGGCACUCACCCCGGCUGCCGGUUAGCUAACUAGCACGCUAAAACAGUUAGCCAAGAAAGGGCAUCACUUUUCCUUUUGGAGUAAAGGACAAGGAAACAACCACACAGCUUUUUUCACUAACAGGAGACCGAUCUGAUCAGAGGCAGAACCCCGAGUUAACCAUCCAUCCUCCAUAUUCACUACUGAUUACCGAAGGCUGGCAACACAACGCCACCCUGAUGCAGAACCACAAAAGAGCGUGAAAUGAACAAACCACCACAGCCUAUAACGGGACCCACUUCUGUCCCAAACCCAUCCCCCUCCCCUGGACUAACACAGGCUGCCUACGGCCCUGGACAGCCCCCUUCUCUUGUUUUUGCCACCCCUCCACCUCCACAAAUGAACUCCGCACCACAGCCAAGACAGUUUGCUGCAGGGCCUCGUACUUUACACCAACAGGGCGGAUACAGAGCUCUACAGACCUACUAUCCAAACCGACCAGCCAUGGCCACCAGUGCUCCAAGAGUACAAACAAGUAGUGGACCUCGGCCCGUUGGACCUGCUCAUGUCUAUCAGCCCAGCUCCCAGAUGAUGAUGAUCUCCCAGCCUCAGCUGUCUUUUGCUGGUUCACCUCAGGGGUACUUCAUCCCCCCUCAUGGACAGUACCGGGCCCAAUACAUGCCUCCUACUCAGCAGUAUCCUGUGACCAGUGGUACGACAAGCUUUUAUCCUGGAACCAGUCCUGCCGAAUACCCCGCUUAUGCUGGAGCAUACUACCCAGCUCAGCCACAGUACCCUCCAUCUGUUCAGCCUGCACCAGUCUUGAUCAACACCCCUCAGCAACAGCAACAAGCCCCGCCUCCUCAGCAACCACCGGCACAGUCACAAGGCCAACUAAAGCGAGAACGUAAACCGGUAGUGUGUCACAACAAAAGAGCAACACAUCUCUUGUCUGAGAUAAGAAUACGAGACCCCAACCAGGGCGGACGUGACAUCACAGAGGAGAUAAUGUCAGGUGGAAGGUCCGCCACCACCCCAACUCCUCCACAGGCCUCCACAACAGAUUUAAGUCCUGCUCAGACCAACGGUGAAGUUGUACAGCCUGCCACCACAGUGACGAGCCAAGAUGAAGACAUGGAGCCUCCUGCUAGCGCUGAUACUCCUCCACCUCCUCCAACAGCAGAGACAGAGCCUGUGGUGGAGCCCAAACAGGAAACGAGCAGCCAGAUGACAGUGUGCGCUGAAUUAGUCACUCAAUCUGUGGCCUCCACAGCUGCAACUGGCGUUCCAUCCACAUUAAUAGAGGACCACCAGUCUCCUUCUCCCCCACCUCCUGCUGUAGCAUCUACUCCCCCUACUGAAGCGGAACAUAAAGACAUUACUAAAGCUGGUGACACAGUAGAUGCUCCUGCCAGCCCCUCGGCAUCAUUAGCAGAACAAGAGGCACCUGUCAAAAUGGAGGUUUCACCUGCUGUUCCAGUUCCAACUGAGAAGGUACCUGAAAAGGAAGAAAGGACAACCGAAGUAGUGAAAGAGGAGCGGGUGGCCAGCCCAAAUUUGGAGCCUGCAGUUGAAGUUGAAGUUGAAGCAAUAGUUGCCCCUGUUAAAGUGGAAAAGGAAGAAGCAGUUGCAAAGACAGCAAUUGAGAUGUCCCCGCCUCCACCCUCUGCACAGGAACCUGCUGCUCCACAGACUCAAAAUGCUGCACCUGAACCUGAACCUGAACCUGCACCUGCACCUGCACCUGAAAUUGAACCUGAACCUGAACCUGAACCCGAACCCGAACCCGACCUCGAACCUGAACCCACUCUAGAUGAAACAGAAGAACCUCCUCUUUCUAAUGGCCUUCCCCAGGACAUUGAGGCACUAUCUGAGGAUGUGGCACUUACCGACACUACACCCCUUGACAAACCUGACGCUACUCAAUCUCAGGAAUCCACACCUAUGGGUAAGAUGGCAGCACCAACCCAGGAAGAGGUGGAGGAGGAUAAGGAGGGAGAAGAUGGGAAGGAGAAAAGUGAGGAUGUCCCCCCCACCCCGGUGAGCUGCCCUACAGAGGAAGCUACUAUGCAAGCAGCUCAGUCUCUGCCAAAGAAGAGGAGAAACAUGAAGGAGCUCAACAAAAAGGCCAUUGGGGACCUCCUGGAUGCAUUCACAGAUGAGCCCGUUUCUGAACCCUCUUCAACUCAGGCAACCCCUGUCCCUGUUGCUCCAGCUGAGCCUCCCACUGAGACUGCAGAUGAGACUUGGGAAGAGCAAGAAGACAAGCAGAAUGCAGAGCCUGACGGACCCAAAGCCACAUCUGAGUCAACUGAGCAGAAAUACAAGUACAAAGAAGAACAAUGGAAGCCGAUAAACCCAGAAGAGAAGAAGCAGUACGACAGGGAUUUCCUCCUCGGCUUCCAGUUUAUCAGUGCCAGUAUGAACAAACCUGAUGGUCUGCCUACCAUCAGUGAUGUAGUCCUAGACAAGGUGAACAAGACUCCCCUGCGACCUGUUGACCCAGCUCGACUUAUGAGUGUUGGUCCAGAUUUUACUCCCUCGUAUUUGGGUAAUCUUGGAAGCAGAUCAGUGGGAGGACCACGAGGCCCGCCCCCUGGACCACGUCGCUCCCAGCAGGGCCAGCGUAAGGAGCCCAGGAAAAUCAUAAGCAGUAUGUCCCUCAGUGAUGAUGUACAUCUCAACAAGGCUGAGAAUGCAUGGAAGCCCACAGGGAAGAAGCCCACUCGCAGCCGUACUGUAGAGGAACCCGAAGAAGAUGGCAGUGAGCUGUCCAAGACCCAGGAGCUACUCAAGCGUCUGCGUAGUAUCCUCAACAAGUUGACUCCUCAAAAGUUUCAGGAUCUGAUGAAACAGGUGACAGAUCUACCGAUAGAUACUGAGGAGAGACUGAAGGGAGCCAUUGACCUAAUUUUUGAGAAGGCCAUCUCGGAGCCCAACUUCUCUGUGGCCUACGCCAACAUGUGCCGCUGCCUUAUGGGAUUGAAAGUCCCCACUUCAGACAAGCCAGGAGCUUAUGCCAACUUUCGUAAAAUGCUGCUUAACCGCUGUCAGAAGGAGUUUGAAAAGGACCAGGAUGAUGAUGAGAUCUUUGAGAAGAAGCAAAAGGAGUUGGAGGCUUGCAAAGAUGAAGAACGUGAGCGUUUGAAGGCGGAGCUGGAAGAGGCCAGAGACCAGGCCCGCCGCCGCUCUUUGGGUAACAUAAAGUUCAUCGGCGAGCUCUUCAAGCUGAAGAUGCUGACAGAGGCCAUCAUGCACGACUGUGUUGUAAAACUGCUAAAGAAUCAUGAUGAGGAGUCUCUGGAGUGUCUCUGUAGGCUGCUCUCUACCAUUGGGAAAGAUCUUGACUUUGAAAAGGCCAAGCCUCGUAUGGAUCAGUAUUUUAACCAGAUGGACAAGAUCAUCAAAGAGAGAAAGACCUCAUCCAGAAUCCGUUUCAUGCUGCAGGAUGUCUUGGACCUUAGGAGGAGUAACUGGGUGCCACGGAGAGGAGAGCAGGGUCCUAAAACAAUCGACCAAAUCCACAAGGAGGCAGAGUUGGAGGAGCACAGGGAACACAUCAAAGUCCAGCAGCAGAUCAUGUCCAAGAAAGAGGGAGGUGGAGGUGGAGGUGGAGGCGGAGGCGGAGGUGGAGGCAGAAUGGGUGGAGGCAUGGGGGGCCGAUCUCACACACCGGGAGGAAGCCGUCUUAGCCAGCCUCAGGACGAGGGAUGGAACACGGUGCCCAUCUCCAAGAACAGACCCAUUGACACUACCCGCCUUAGCAAAAUCACAAAGCCUGGUGUCCUGGACUUUAAUAAUCAACUGUUGGCUCCAGGAGGCAAAGGCAUGUGGGGUAGCUGGGGCAAAGGCAGCAGUGGAGGGACUGGUGCUAAACCAGCUAGUGGAGAGCAGGAUUCUGGUCGUCCAGCCACCAGCACCCUCAACCGUUUCUCUGCUCUGCAGCAGUCUGGUUCACUGUUGUCUUCAACAGAACCUGAUCGCAGAGUUCCUCAGAGGUCAAGCUCCAGUCGUGAGCGUGGUGGUGACAGAGACCGAGGCGACCGCGAGAGGGACCGCUUUGACCGAUUUGAUCGCAGUGAGGGACAGGAAGGUCGUGACGACAGGAGCAAUCGUAACCAAAUCACCAAGAGGAGCUUCAGCAGAGAGUCGCAGGAGCGUGGUGGCAGGGGUGGAGACAGCAGGGCCACAACUGAGGCUGUGCGUCGUGUCGCCAGUAUGACUGACGACCGGGACAGGGGAAGCCGGGACAGGGGAAGCCGGGAUAGAGGAAGCAAAGACCGGGGAAGCAGAGACCGGGGAAGCAAAGACCGGGGUCCAAGCAAAGCUCUCCCAGCCAAGCGUGAGAGUGCUCCCACUCCUCCUCCUUCUCUUCCCAAACCUUCUCUGACUGAGGAGGAGGUGGAGAAAAAAACAAGCGCCAUUAUUGAAGAAUACCUUCACAUCAAUGACUUGAAGGAGGCACUGCAGUGUGUGUCAGAGCUCAACAGUGCCUCGCUGCUGUAUGUGUUUGUGCGGAAUGGCGUGGAGUCUACACUUGAGCGCAGCACAAUCGCUAGAGAGCACACGGGCCUGUUGCUACACCAACUCAUUAAGGCAGGAACGUUGCCAGCACAGCAAUACUACAAAGGGUUAGAAGAGAUCCUGGAAUCAGCAGAAGACAUUGCCAUAGAUAUACCUCAUAUCUGGCUCUACCUGGCUGAGCUCAUUUCCCCCAUGCUCCAUGAAGGAGGUAUCCCUAUGGGACAGCUCUUCAGGGAGAUCUCCAAGCCUCUCUUGCCUCAGGGGAAGGCUGGUGUUCUGCUGGUACAGAUCCUCAAGUUGCUCUGCAAAGAAAUGACCCCUAAGAAGGUUGGAUACAUGUGGACAGACGCUGGGCUGAACUGGAAUGACUUCUUGCCCAAGAAUGAAGACGUCAACAAAUUUGUCACUGAGCAGAAAGUGGAUUUCACAGUAGGGGAAGAGGCAGAGUUGGUGGAAGUGGGAAAGAAAGUCCUCACUGGAGAAGACCUUGGCAAACAGCUGGACAGACUCCUUCAGGACAAGGCCAGCAACCAGCGCAUCAGAGACUGGGUUGAGGCUAAUUUGGACGAGCAGCAGGUAGCCUCCAACCAGUUCAUAAGAGCACUGAUGACAUCGCUGUGCCAGUCUGCCAUCAUAUGCGACAACCCGUACAGAGUGGAUCCGAGUCAGAUCAAUCAGAGAGCCAGUUUGCUGCAGAAAUACCUGUGCGAUGAGCAGAAAGAGCUGCAGGCCCUUUACGCCCUCCAGGGUUUGAUGGUACACAUGGAGCAGCCUGCCAACCUGCUGCGGAUGUUCUUCGAUGCCUUGUACGACGAGGACGUCAUCAAAGAAGAGGCCUUCUACAAAUGGGAAUCCAGCAAAGAUCCAGCGGAGCAAACGGGCAAAGGUGUGGCCUUGAAAUCCGUCACCGCCUUCUUCACCUGGCUCCGUGAGGCAGAGGAGGAGUCUGACAAGGAAUAAAAGGAGCAAGCUGACUGCUGCCGCCCCCUCUUUUGGCUAGGCGGGGACAAUAUUGCCAGAGAGGCAGACUCAAAUAAAUCCUCAGUGAGGAUAAAUCUUUAUUAGUUGGUCUUUUCAUGGAGCGGUGGACUCGGAAAAAACUGUCAUGUCUCUUUACCCUCAUUAUUCCCUCACCUGCUUGUUACAGUGAGUCAGAACCAGACCUGAAAGAUUGCAAUGCCUGAAACAGAUAAAAAUACUCGUUAAUAUCAAAAACACAUGGGCCUCCGAAAUCUAAGUGCGAGUGCGUCAAAAGACAAUGUGGGGGAGGGGGAGGGUGACGGUGUGUAAGUAUUCCACAAUCACUACGAUUUUUUUUUGGCACAAUAUAACAAACCAGGCUGCUUUUCUAUGGUUAUAGAUCAUUACACGUCAUGCCAGACAUGUGAUCUGCGAUAAUAAACAGCAGUGCAUGUGGUGUAGUGGAUCCCCCCACUACAUGGGUGUCAUCUUGCCAUAAGGUGUGUUCAGCGCAGACACUGCUCUUCUUCGUCUUUGUCCAUAACUGGAGUGUGCAGCAUGACUGAAGUGUGUUUCUAUUAAUUAUACAGGUGGAUGAAAUGUUGCUAGAAAAAAUGAAUAUGAACUAAAUUUGACAGAUGGAGGUUUUUAAAGAAAAGGUUGUCUAUUUUCUCUUCCCCUUUCCUAUCAUGAACUUGUGGACAGAGACAGAGGACUGAUGUUGACCUCGACUACUCGGGGUUGGUCUUAAUGCUUCCUCUAAGCCAUCCUCACCCAUCCCCAGUAGUGAAACCACACUGACUGACUCCUCAUCUUUACCUCUUCUGUACUCACACCUGAGCUGUAGUAGAGGGCACUUAAAUGACAGUGACCAUGAAAACUUGAAAUCUACAGAAAAUUGACUUGAUGAAAUAUAUAAAAGUUAGGAAAAAAAAAACAAAAACAGAAAUGAUCCGAAAGCCUUUUCUACUUUAAGUGGAAACUCAUUUCAGGAGCGUUCUGUAAAUACAUAAUACAAAAAACAACUUUUUUUCCAGUUUUAUUUUUCAGAAACAAUGAAUUGCUGUUAUAAUUGCAGUGUAUCCUUUUCCAACAGCAGAUGUCCAGAUGCAGAGAGGUGCUUUAGAUAAUCCAUUGAUUAUUAGUUUUAUUGGAAUUUUGUAAAUACAUUUUUUUUUUGCUUUCUUUAUUUAAGAAAUUAUUGCUUCCUUUGCAUCUGAAACUGGAAAGGUAAGGUAACGGAACAUUGCAAAUAAAGGACUUACUAAGUUGC
Molecule: messenger RNA, 6998 nt
Organism: Solea senegalensis (Senegalese sole)
Lineage: Eukaryota; Metazoa; Chordata; Actinopteri; Pleuronectiformes; Soleidae
Gene: eif4g1a
Product: eukaryotic translation initiation factor 4 gamma, 1a
Exons: 32
Coding region: 506-5725 (1739 amino acids)
Cellular component (GO): eukaryotic translation initiation factor 4F complex
Molecular function (GO): translation initiation factor activity; protein binding; mRNA binding
Source: RefSeq, a predicted model, not a curated record